AUGGACGAGGUUGUUCUGUCCGUCUCAGCAGAACGCCGGUCCAUUUUGUCUUUGUGUGCUGUGAACUGUCCCGCUCAGCGUCAGUGUGUGGAGUAUGCCUUGAAGGCCCAGCCUCUCAAACUGUACAUCCCAAAGAAUCCGGUCCAGUACAAGUUCUGGUACAUCAUCAACUCGACAGGAUUUGAGUAUGUGAUGUUUGUCCUGAUCCUGCUCAACACUGUCACCCUGGCUGUUCAGCACUACGAACAGUCCAAAACCUUCAGUGACAUCAUGGACAUCCUCAACAUGGUCUUCACUGGACUCUUCACGGUGGAGAUGCUCCUCAAGCUGCUGGCUCUCAGACUCCGGCACUACUUUGUGGAUGCUUGGAACUCUUUUGAUGCUCUCAUCGUGGUCGGCAGCGUGGUGGACAUCGUGGUCACCGAGUUCAGCAGCGGCGAGGACAGCUCCAGAGUGUCCAUCACCUUCUUCCGCCUGUUUCGAGUCAUGCGACUAGUCAAACUGCUGAAUAAAGGGGAGGGGAUUCGUACAUUACUGUGGACCUUCAUUAAGUCACUGCAG
Molecule: messenger RNA, 561 nt
Organism: Nematolebias whitei (Rio pearlfish)
Lineage: Eukaryota; Metazoa; Chordata; Actinopteri; Cyprinodontiformes; Rivulidae
Product: voltage-dependent L-type calcium channel subunit alpha-1S
Biological process (GO): calcium ion import across plasma membrane
Cellular component (GO): voltage-gated calcium channel complex; membrane
Molecular function (GO): high voltage-gated calcium channel activity
Source: RefSeq, a predicted model, not a curated record